Molecule: messenger RNA, 1290 nt
Organism: Sparassis crispa
Lineage: Eukaryota; Fungi; Basidiomycota; Agaricomycetes; Polyporales; Sparassidaceae
Exons: 3
Coding region: 1-1290 (429 amino acids)
Source: RefSeq, a predicted model, not a curated record
AUGUCCUACCGUUCAUACAACGAUAACCGCGGUCGUGGCCAGUCCUACGGUCCACGUCGUGGUAGUCGAGGCGGAGCUCGCGCGUUCCCCAAUACAUCGCUCCCAGGCGACCGAGAGAUGAUGGAUGGUCUCAUCUCCACACCCAUCCUUACUCUGGCAAGGCCUGCCGAUGUAGCAGGCAAGGCGAUAGAGAUCAAGAAUCUGGAAUAUCUCGGAUCGUACAACUGGGUUAACAGCACAGAGCCGAUUAUCCUCGUCCCCGGCUCUCCCCCUAUUUGGCGUAACCGCCCGACCCCGUAUGCAGUCCCACGCGAUACUGGGAUGAGGUUCGUGGACCAGAGCGGGUACCGCAUGCCCUCCUCCAUCCUCCUUCCCUUGUUCCGUGCGACCGACGUGGUAGCCGAACAGAACGGCACGAGUGGUAUUGACUGGAAGAAAGUUGACUUCAUUACCGACCGGAAUGGUCUACGCAAGCUUCUGCGAUGGAUCAAUGAUAAGGAUGGGUCCGCGAAGGAGUUCAGGAUCGACACCCAGCUCGCGGGUAAGGGUGCCAUCCUGUUCAAUCGGUGGGAGAAGCGGACCCGCGAAGAAGCUGAUCCUAGCAUCUGGAGCUACGGAUUCAGCUUUGAACGCGAGAGCACUACACCUGCCAAGGGCUGCGAACAAAGCAGCGGGCAUCACAGAAUCGUGAAAUAUGACUUUGAUGGCUUGCAGCUCGUGGUGCGCUUCGAGGUGGAUGCGUGUGUUGCCCAGCCGAGUGCAGCCCAGGCACCUACCUCCACAGUGAACGCCGACAGCCUUUCCGACCUGCUUUCAGGUCUCAAUGUCGCCCGGGACUCUCAGACUCCGUCCGCGUCUAAGAAGACGGACACUGCGUCUGGCACUGGACUUGAGGUCCAGCGUGCCGGCUCGCAGGUGCCUCAGAGCUCGCUCAUUGAGAUGACGACGCGCUCCAAGCAUCGCGUCGCCCUAUUUGAUUGGGUCGAUGCGUUUCCCCAGCUCUUCCUCUCCCAGACUUCUAACCAUUAUCUCGCUACCCACGACCGUGGCAGGUUCGAGACGAUCACGAAGCGAAAGCUGGGCGACCCGGAGCUGAAGCGCAUUCAGGACGACGCACAGGCGAGCUUCAGGAAGCUGCGGCGGGCGCUGCAGGAGAUCAAGGAUCUCGUCAUGCUUCAUGGGAGGCGCGGGCGGUUGAGUCUGGUGUUCCGUGAGGGUAAGUUGCAGGUCUUAGAGAGGGUCAGCGAAGCCAGCUGCCUGCCGGAGACCAUCAUGAAACGCUUCGAGUGA